Molecule: messenger RNA, 1428 nt
Organism: Thelazia callipaeda (thelaziosis nematode)
Lineage: Eukaryota; Metazoa; Nematoda; Chromadorea; Rhabditida; Thelaziidae
Source: the annotation of a GenBank genome assembly
AUGGAUAAAAAAAGAAUUCGCCUCGACAGUGCUCAGCCGGGAACAGUGUUCUUCCGAGAACAAGCGGAAACGCCGCCACCUCCGCUACUAUCACCACGCACUGGGCCUUUUUUCACCCGUCAACCAAAGUUGUUAUCUGAGGUUCAACAACAAGAUUGUGCAAGUAUACCAGGACAAGAAAGUUCACCAGCAGGAAAUCUCCCCAUGCAUGUUUUACAGCAUUAUCGUGAUGAGGAGAAAGUACCCAUGUUUUUGAUGAAGAUGUGGAAUAUUUUGGAAGAUCCCUCAUUUCGUAAUAUCAUUUGCUGGGACAAGAGUGGAUACAGUUUCCAUAUUCUCGAUCCCCACUUAUUCUGUCGAGUAGUCUUGCCGCAGUUUUUCAAGCACAACAAUUUGAAUAGUCUUAUAAGACAGCUAAAUAUGUAUGGUUUUCGUAAAAUGACACCGAUUGAAAAGUCAAGUUUGACGCGAUCUGAAAGUGAUCAAGAUCAUUUGGAAUUUUCACAUCCGAAUUUCAUCCAACAGCAUCCCGACUUAUUAGUGAACAUAAAGCGGAAAACACCGGGUAGUAGAAAUAACGAGAAUAAUGCAGUGACAGUGUCUUCCAAAGAAAUAAAUUACAUAGUAGAUGAAAUAAGACAGUUGCGUGAUAAGCAGAGGACGAUGGAAAAUAAAAUGGCACAUCUUGUGAAGGAGAAUGAGUCAAUGUGGCAACAAGUAUCGCACCUUCGAAAUCAGCACGUGAAGCAGCAACAUGUUGUCCACAAAUUAGUCCAGUUUUUGGUUGCUCUCGUGCAACCAUCGCAAAAGCCCCUUAAGAAGCGAAAUCUAUUAGCAAUCGAUGAAAUCAAUACUAAACGAGGAAGACUGACACCUAGUAGUUCAUCGCAGUCAAGUCAGCCGCCCAGUAAUUUGGCCGAAAUCAUUGAUCGACUUCAGCGUGAAAUCUUUGAUAAUGAACCAGUGCAAACAAAACAAAAUUCGACAUUUAUACCACAUUCUGAUCAAGGUCCAAUUAUCGCGGAUGUGACAGAUGAACCGGAAAGUAGCAUGGCUGCAAGUUCAUCAGCACCAACUGCAGUGGUCUCGGUUACGGGUUCUACAGGUUCACAGCCUACUAGUUUAGCUCAAAUCCCGACGAAUUCUGCAAUACUUCUUAAUCCAAUCUCAAUGUCUCCAUCGUUGGAUAGGCAGAUAUCAGAAGAGUUAGCAGAGUAUCUAAAUGGACAAGAACAGACUAUUGACAACUGUCGUGAUAUCCUUGGGAAUUUCUGGGAUAGUAUUUUGACUGAUGGAGUAUCUGAUGAAGCAACUGACCAACGGCCCUUAAUGCUUGAAGGAGGUGAUCCAUUACUGGCAUUGGAUGAACCACCAAACACACCAGAUUUACUAACACCAUCGACAAGUCCGUAUCAUAGCAGUAAUUAA